UAUCUCCACUACGUCAUCACUGUGCGUUCUGCGUUGAUUUUCCCAGAGUGGCCGGAAGUGUUGUGGAAAGGUACUGUUGUACAAGGGAGUGCAAAUGGAACCUGAAUUCAAGGAGUGCACUGGAGACACAGCGCUGCUCCCAGAGACCCUGGACAAUGUUUUAAAACUGUCUGAUCACAAAUCUGAGACACACAGCAGUCCUCUCGUAGACACCCUGCUGAACAACAAUGUAGGUGCCUGCAGUGACACCACGCAGGACCCCGGGAGCGAGGGUAAGACAGAGGAAGACAAGUUUUUCGACUGUGAGGAGACCCUGGAGAAUGUGUCUCAGGAAGAAGAGGAAGACUUCGACCUUAAAGAGGACCAGGUGUCGGAAUUCAAUGAGGAAUAUUUAAAAGAGUUAGAAAAGGAUUUAACAGAAGAAGAAAAACAGAGCAGAAAAGACGAAAGCAUGCAGUUAAAAGAAGGUGGAAACGAGCAGUUUAAGAAAGGAGAGUACACAGAAGCAGAGGACUCCUACGCUAAGGCUCUCACAAUAUGCCCUUUAUGUUAUGAAAAGGAGAGGUCCAUUCUGUAUUCCAACAGGGCUGCUGCUAGAAUGAAAAUGGAUAAAAAGGAGGAAGCCAUAUCUGACUGCACGAAAGCCAUAGAACUGAACCCAAAUUACAUCCGAGCUAUACUCCGGAGAGCAGAACUGCACGAGAAAACAGAAAAACUAGAUGAAGCCCUGGAUGAUUACAAAACCAUUGUAGAAAAGGAUCCAUCAGUGACACAAGCACAAGAAGCCUGUAUGCGGUUGCCAAAGCAGAUCGAGGAGAGGAAUGAGAAGCUAAAGGUGGAAAUGAUGAGCAAGCUUAAGGAUCUCGGCAACAUGUUUCUUCGCCCUCUUGGACUGUCAACAGAAAACUUUCAGGUCAACCAGGAUCCCUCCAGUGGCUCCUAUUCUGUUAAUUUUGUUCAAAAUCCGAACAACAACAGAUAAUGCUUUCCUGUUUAAAAGCUGCUGGCCCCCUCUCUUCCGCUGAUAUUACAAAAGCAGAUAAUCUGAUGGUGGUUCUGAUGGUUUCAGCAACUGCUCAAGCUAAUGGCUUCUAGGAAUUUGGAAAAAGAAGUUCCUAAAGUCAGCACUGGAUUCAUACAGAUCAGCUGAGAAGAGGUUGAGGUUGCCUAUAAUGCCUGAUGCCUUUGAUGAGCCUCACAGCCAGAGUUUAAUUUAAAGAUAAAUUAUUAAGACAUACAGCUGUAGUAUUUAGCAGCAGCAACAUGUUUUGUGACGCAGUAUCUGUACAUAGUUUGACUGCAUAGUACAUUUGUUAGACAUCAAAAAGCCAAUCGUAGUGUUUUUUUGUGUAGGUGAAAUAAAGAUGUAUUGGCAUUUUUUUGUUUUAUUAAACAGCAAUGGGCUAUUCUGGAAUCACACAUUAUCUUGCCUAUCUUUUAGAUUAAUCAUGGUUUCAGAAUAUUUCACUGUAAUAUGAGAGAGAGAGAAUUAUGUCUACGAAGGAACAAUAAAUACAAGCUAGUAAUAUUUUGAAAGGGGUGUUUGAUGUCGGUUUUCUAUAUAUAGGAAAGCUAUUUAAAUCUGAUUGGUUCAGUUGUUUUCCACGUAAUAUAAAGAGUUCCAAUAUCGAAAGGCUAAAGGUUAUCUGCAGGUCAUUCAGCAUUCUUAUUUGCUUAGCUUGCUUGAGUUCACCCCUAAGUAUUAAUGUAUAAGGCUAUACCAAAGUAGCUAUGGUGUCUUGCUAGUUUUUGUUAAUGGUGCAGCUUGCAGUGGAGUAUAAUCCUGACCCUUAUAUUCCAAUUGUAAUAAGCCCAAAUAAUUGAGAUUUCUUUAUUGUCAUACCUGUUAGGAUGGGAGAUUACAGUACAAAGCUGAGAAUCUGUUGUUUUUGUCUGCUAUGGGAUAUGGUUCCCUACAGUUUGCCACUAAUAUGAAAUGCAUUAUCUUUGCUUUCCAAAAUGGCAUCUUACUCCUCUCAUAGGGGUUGUUGCUCUAUUGUAACCAUUGUAUGAUGUGAAUGUAAAGAAAGGCGUUUGUUUUUACAGAUGAGCCCUAGUGCUCUAAAGUAUAUUAAACUUGGACUAGAUUUGAACUUAAGUUAUAACACAGUUUACGAUUAUGUGGUGUCUUUUUAUGUGUUGGUUUUAUAUUUGUUUGUUUGUUUUUACUAAAAGUGUAUGAGAAACACAUAUUUUGAAGCUGCCUUAGUUUAUAGAUUGAUAUGGUUUAAUUGUCUGGCAAUGCUAGUUUUUAUGUAAUGUCUUAUCAAUGUGGCAUAUAAGCUGCACAUUAAAGAUAAUUAAAAAAAUGUAUAUUCCAAAGAGCAUUUUCUUCUGUACCAUCAUUGUUUAAAUAUGGUUUGGUUUCUGGCAUUAGCUGUGAAUGGGCCCCUUGCAUAAAGUAAAAUACAUCAUGGCAAAAUAAGGCAUCAAUAUUACCUUCCUGUCUACUGUGACAAGGCAAAGCAAGCACCUUGUAUAGUUCAUCCUUCAGACUUAUUUGAGUCAUUUCAGUUUUUGCCAUGAGCUUAUUUAAUCAAGAAAUAUAAGUAACAAGCUCAGGUUAGUCCAAUUACGCUCAUAGUGAAUUGACAGCAUGUGCAGUGGUUGUUGAAUUGUUACCAAUGCAGAAUCCGAAGUCCUUUUCUCUACCCACAAGACACCCCUCCAGUGAAGUUCUUUCUGCAGAGCAGGCAGUAGGGACUAGAGUACAUGGUUAUGAUCUGGGUGUUUGCAGGAAUUCUUGCUGCAAUGUCAUUGUCUGGCUCAUAAGGUGUCAGAGCCGAUCAGCUGUAGCAGCUGCUGAUGUUCACAAUGCCCCCUGAUCUGAAUGUCAGUGACUCUGAAAGUGAUGUGGUGAAGUGGUGCUGCCCCCAGCCUGUUUGUGAUGCAAUUCCAUUACUUUUUACCACACCUCAUCAACAAACAUCAUGACGUGCUACCCACACGUCCCAUAACGCUUUAGGCUGUUCUGCUAAACAACAUGUCAGUGUUCAGAACACACAUUCAAAGCAUGAGGAUAAACAAUUUUUACAUUAUCAACUUCAUUCUAUCUUUUGACUAAUAAACUGUUCCUUUUUUUUA
Messenger RNA from Acipenser ruthenus (sterlet), 3084 nucleotides. Its product is annotated as tetratricopeptide repeat protein 1-like. The record is from RefSeq and is a predicted model, not a curated record. Gene Ontology annotation, molecular function: protein binding. The coding region runs from base 95 to 982 and encodes 295 amino acids. NCBI's taxonomy places the organism in Eukaryota, Metazoa, Chordata, Actinopteri, Acipenseriformes, Acipenseridae. The transcript has 8 exons.